Molecule: messenger RNA, 1035 nt
Organism: Guillardia theta CCMP2712
Lineage: Eukaryota; Cryptophyceae; Pyrenomonadales; Geminigeraceae
Exons: 10
Coding region: 1-1035 (344 amino acids)
Source: RefSeq, a predicted model, not a curated record
AUGCCGGGGAAGAGGAGUAGAACCUCUCUCUUUGCACUAGCCUCGUUGGCGAUCGCCCAUGAGAUCUGUGCCUUCGCUGACCAUGGAAGCUUUGGAUUGGUGAUCCAAUCACAUGCGAACCUAGCACUGCGAGGAGGCUCAGACUCGAAUCCGAAGGCGACGAAGGUCACUUUGGACGAGACCAGAUUGCAGAAGAUGCUGGGAACGCCCUACACUCUAGACAUGAGCAGAGAUCAAGACAGACAGAUGGUGAUCAAAUUCAUCAAACAGCAUCGACUGGGAGGAGGAGAGUUCAAUGCUGUGGUCCUCAACGGUGUAGAGUACAAUCUUCCAGGGACAAACACUCUUGUGAGUGAAAAGGAGAACGAUCACUUCAAGGAUAUGAAGGGAAUGGGACAGAGUGCAAAGGGCGAGAAGAAGCCUUUGAAGAACACAGCAGCAGACAUCCUUCGGUCCAAGACCAACUAUCGCGGGUUGGAAUACUCAGAGGCAGAGUUGGCCAAGUUGCCGAAAGCCGAAGCAGAGUACAGGAGGGAGCUCAUGGCGCGUUCGAAAGAGGAAUCGAAAAUGGAGAUGGGGUUUGAAGGGAUCCUACAAGGAGGCGCUACUGUUUUCCAGGACAUCAUGCAAAGAUUCCGUAAAGACGACCAAUCGGCCGGCGCGAGCAAUUUUGAAGACCAGCUACCAACCAAAGGGAUCCUGCAGUUUCGAUUCAAAGCAAAAGAAUCGAAACUGACGGCUGUAAGUGACAAGGCGAUCGAGAAACCUCAAUGGGCCUCGCUCAGGACUGCAGCCGUUAGCAGAAAGGCUUCUCAGGAGGAUGACAAGGUCAAGCAGCCUUCAACGCUUGAGAGCGUUGCGGCAAAGUUCUCAAUGAGAUACGCUCUGACCCUCUGCUUUCAAAUCAUCUGGCAAGUCUUGGAGAUAGCCUUGAGUAUUGUCUCUGCCCUCAAGAACGGCAUUCUUUCACUAUUCCGGGGUCAAUCGCAUCAGUUGAAGGAGAUGCGGCAGGCGCGGGCUACGAUUGUGAAAUAG